Messenger RNA from Quercus robur (English oak), 1612 nucleotides. Its product is annotated as transmembrane 9 superfamily member 5-like. Gene Ontology annotation, cellular component: membrane. Bases 31 to 1452 code for a protein of 473 amino acids. The transcript has 5 exons. Lineage: Eukaryota; Viridiplantae; Streptophyta; Magnoliopsida; Fagales; Fagaceae. The record is from RefSeq and is a predicted model, not a curated record. Gene Ontology annotation, biological process: protein localization to membrane.
GAAGCCAUUGAAAAUAAAACUGUGUACGGGAUGUACUUUGAUAACAUUCGCUUCAAAAUGCAAGUUGGAGAAAAGAGUGCAACCUCCUACGAUCCUAUGCAUUAUAUUUUCAAUCACCUGGACUUUCAUAUCCUUUACUUAGAAAACAAAGUCAAAUACAUAUAUGUUAUUGAUGACUACGAUAUUGCUGAGGAUAUAUCUAAGGACAAGGAAAUCUAUGUCAACUUCACGUAUUCUGUCUCCUGGGAAGAUUUUGAAUAUAUAGAGUUAUAUUUGAACCAACAAAUAAGUAUUCUGUCUUCGGUCAGUGACUCGUCGGAGAAAGUUGGGGGAGACGAUCCUAUGCCUUAUACUACAAAUAUAGUCAUUUGCGCCUGGCUUCUGUUGCUUUGUAUUGUGAUUGUGACAUGCCAUAGAAAGUAUUUUACUCGGAGGAAUGCUUUUCAAGCUGAAAUGAUGACCAAAGCAACAGGGCUUGUUCUUCCAAGUCGUAUUCAUGGCUAUAGGUGCAGGUGUCCUCCGUACUCGUCCCUACUUGGGGCCAUUCUGGGUGUUGGAACUCAACUCUUCAUUAUGAAUUCUAUUUGCAGAGUUUGCAUCCUCUUUGUUUUGGCUGUAUAUACUGGUCGCCAAUAUCCCUGCAAUCAUGAGAGCUUGUAUACUUGGAUCAUCACGAGUUAUGUUCUCACAUCAUUGGUUUCUGGGUACAAGGCUGCUUCAUUCCACUCUAGUUUCACAAGAAGUAGAUGGAGAGAAUGUGUUUUACAAACUGGGGCCCUGUACUUUGUUCCAGUGUUCAUAACAGGUCUUGCCAUAAUUACAUUAAAGGUGAUCACAACAGGGGUGUCACUUCCGCACGAUUGGUAUAAUUAUCUUUGGAAAAUCAUUUCAUUACCCCUCUCUUUCGGAAUCCUUAUUUUGGGUGGCAUAUUGGGGCAGUCUUCCCUAAGAGAAUCUGAAAUAACUUGUUCCACCGUACACUUUCAAAGUGAGAUUCGUAAUCAGGCUUGGUACAUGAAGACACCUGCUCACAUGUUCUUUGGGGGCCUUCUGCCUUUCUGCAUGAUCUUCUUCAUGAUGAAUGAUAUCUAUGCAAGCUUGUACAGUUUGAAAGUCUGUGGUGCAUUUAGUACCAUGUUUACGGCCUUCCUUCUUGUCAUCAUACUGACUGUAUCGGUGGGAAUGGGCUGUACACACUAUCAGCUGUCCAAUCAAGAUAACCAAUGGUGGUGGAGAUCUGUGUUUCGUGGGCGAUCAAUUGCCAUUUUUAUGUUUGUGUAUGGCCUCUAUUUCUAUGCUAGAGCAAGCGCUAGAAUUUCAAUGAACCUGCUACAGUUCCUGGGCUACAAUGCUUGCAUAUUCUAUGCUGUCUUCUUGAUACUUGGAACCAUUGGCUUCUAUGCUUCAUCAAUUAUUUCCAAAAGUGUACACCGAGGUCUAAAAGAGUUGUGACCUGGAAACUCAAUUCAAUAGGAUCUGUGGGAUGAUAUGAGCUGUGCUUUGCUUAGAUAAGUACUGGAAGUUACCCUUGGCAGCUGAGUUGGCAUUAUAGUCAGUCGUUAGUUAGGAUGUGUAUUGGGAAGGGAAUUGUACCAUAAGAAGCCAUAGUUAA